AUGCACUAUCGAAGUAUUGACGUCGGACUGCAUUCGCAAUUCGAUAUCGAAACGCUGCCCGAAUAUCGCCCCGAACCCGACAAUAUUUCUGGCUCCACCCCGCAUUAUAUCGAGGAAAAGACGUCCACAUGCAGCGUCUACAUUCCAGCCUUGCCUGGCAGCACGUUCUGGAUUAGAUACUCCGUGUCGCCGCCAGUCCCCCAAGGAUACUACUUCCUCUUCAAGCUCUAUAUUAAUGGCGUGCACAUAAUGAGCUGGUCGACUGGCAAGGAAGAGAGAUGGCAGGGCAAGACUAUGUUCGGUCUAUUUGAGAGCCCCGAGGAUGAAGAUGGCAAGAAAAGGAUAGAGAAGCGAGUACUUUGCUUUACAGCAAAAGACACUGUGGAUAUAUUUGACGAGACCGCGCGCGUCGAGAUACGAGUACAUCGCGCAGACGGAAGGAAGCGAGUCGAACGACAGACAGAGGAAUAUAAGCACACCGAGCACGCUAAGACUGGCAAAGGAAUAAGCCUCGUCAAUGCUGGACGCGCAGGACCAGAGCAGUCAAAGCGCUUUUACAAGUUCGCCCUCAUCGACCCGAUCGACCAACCCUUCGCAACGUUCCGCUACUACUACCGUAGCUGGGACCAGUUGCGAGAACUGGGAUUACUUGAACAAGAUAUCAGUGGUACUGGCGAGGAGAACGAUCUUCCUGUGAUAGAGCCACAACAAGUUAUCAUGGAUGGAACUAAGGAUGACAUCAGCACUAUCAGCAAGAAGUCGGAAGACGUGUUCCAUGACUACAAAGAGAAUUUCAACCACACCAGACGGGUCACUAGUGCUGCAGAUAUAAGAGGGCAGACUAUAAGUUCCUCUAGUCCAACGCGACCCAGGUCGGUGAAGAUGCGAAGGCCCUCGACUCAAAGAGCGUCGCUUCGUCGUGUGAAUGAUACAGAACAGCCACGCGCUUACAUUCCACGCGGUGCACCCAGCUUGAAGAUAGACACAUCUGUUAGGCAUGCAAGCGAGCACACACAACAGCGCGAUAGCUUCGUCGGUGCACCAACGCAACUCUACCGGCUCUCGAUACCACCAUCCAUCAAACUCGGACCUCCGGAGCCAGCUUCACGGCCCCUCCCUACACUUCUCAUCAAGAACGACUUUGGGGCAUCCACAUCAUACCGCCCCCAUCCAGCGUAUCCUGUAGAUGACUGGACUGUGCGCACUCCCAGCCCAGUCAAAUCAGUCCGAGACGGCGUAUCCACUCCUCCACCGGGUAGACGCAAGGAGCAGGGUCGCUCAGCUUCUGCGUUCAUGAAUGCGAUUACAUCGUCAUGGAGACGUCGAGGUAUACAGACACGGGAUGGAACGGGAGUGAUAAAGAAUACCGAAGAUGUGCAAGGUCUGCCUUGA
Messenger RNA from Alternaria atra, 1392 nucleotides. RefSeq lists its product as uncharacterized. Bases 1 to 1392 code for a protein of 463 amino acids. Lineage: Eukaryota; Fungi; Ascomycota; Dothideomycetes; Pleosporales; Pleosporaceae. The transcript is spliced from 2 exons. The record is from RefSeq and is a predicted model, not a curated record.